UAGAAACGAUCAGAUGCUUAUGAAGAUAUUAUUACAUUACACAAAGAAGAGUAAAGUGUCGCCAGCGUUCCUAGAGGGGUGGAGGCAUUAUAAGAAAAUUGGACUACCCCCUAUCUCGGAAGGAAGAACGAACCUUGUUGCUGACAGAAUGUCCGAGCCUCCACCUACACCAGAUAGCAGCAUCGGUCUGAUGGACUCGUCCAAGAGUGCCAGCAAUAUCAGAGCGUCCUCAUCAAAUUUAGAGGAUCCUCCACUUACAGACAGAACCUCAAGAAUGUCGCACAGAUCAAGCACCAGUAAGAUCUCAAUAGUUGAUGGUGAGAUACAAAGGUCAAGUCAGGCGUCGCGGCACUCAAUCGUUCAAAGUGAAAUGCAAGUGCCGGCAAUUGAUAUAACUAUGCAACAGGAAGGUACCGCUACUGCUGAGGCAUAACACCACUAAAUAA
Ruditapes philippinarum (Manila clam) is the source of this 446-nucleotide messenger RNA. RefSeq lists its product as uncharacterized. The coding region runs from base 14 to 433 and encodes 139 amino acids. The record is from RefSeq and is a predicted model, not a curated record. The transcript has 3 exons. NCBI's taxonomy places the organism in Eukaryota, Metazoa, Mollusca, Bivalvia, Venerida, Veneridae.